This is a messenger RNA of Eucalyptus grandis, 1542 nucleotides long. RefSeq names its product disease resistance protein UNI. The transcript is spliced from 2 exons. The record is from RefSeq and is a predicted model, not a curated record. NCBI's taxonomy places the organism in Eukaryota, Viridiplantae, Streptophyta, Magnoliopsida, Myrtales, Myrtaceae. Gene Ontology annotation, molecular function: ADP binding. Bases 137 to 1537 code for a protein of 466 amino acids.
UGCUGCAACGCGCGAAGAGGUGCAAAGACCUCCAGCUUGGAGAUCGUUGACUUCAACUCUCAAGCAUCUGCUAAAUCCCUCUCUUUCUUUCCAUGGAGCUUUGGAGCUAAUCAGUGAUGCUUCGUUGAAUUACAUUAUGGUUGAGGCAGCAGCUACGGCAGCAGCUGUUGAGGCAUACAGGGAUGGGAAAAGCUUAAUAGCUUAUGUUGGUCGCAAAAUCGAUUAUGCGAAUGAUCUUGAAAAGAAUUUUAGAAGGCUCAAAGAGGAAGUAGAGAAACUCUUUGCUAGGAGGGAUGACGUGGAAGCUGAAGCAAACAAAGACAAGACAAAGAAAAAAACUAAAGAGUGUGAAGCCUGGAUUGGUAGAGUUAAAAAUGUUGAGAAUGAGGUUCAAGAACUAGAAAAUGAAUUUAGAAAAGGAAGAAAACGUCCAUGGAAAGGGCGUCGCAUUUGGUCAGCUUCCAAUUUCAGUAAACGUUUGGCUGAGAAGUGCGAGGAAUUGCAUAGUCUGUGGGCAGAAGGAAGACUUGAAACAGAAGCAGUUGUCGAGAGACCACCUGAGCGUGUCAGAACGAUGCAUGCUCCGAAAACAGAAAGCAAGCCAUCAAUCCAUUGUGCUGUUGAAGAGGUCCUUGGUUACUUGCGGGACGACAAUGUGAAAAGAAUUGGGCUUUGGGGGACAGUGGGAAUAGGGAAGACCACAAUCAUGCAUAAUUUGAAUGAUGAUGUAGAGAUCAGCAAAAUGUUUGACAUUGUAAUUUCAGCAUCAGUUUCCAAAGAGAGUAGCAUGGAGAAGUUGCAAAAGGCAAUUGCACAGAGGCUAAAAUUGAAUACUGAAGGGAUCAGUGAUCCACAUGAAAUAUCGUGGAGAAUAUCAAAAGAAUUGGAGAACAAAAGAUACUUGCUUCUUCUGGAUGAAGUUUGGAAUGUUUUUGAUUUACAGGCAGUAGGAUUACAUGAUAACAGCCAGGAUGGUAAGGUUGUAUUAGCAAGUAGAUACGAACAUGUUUGUUGGGAUAUGGAAGUUGAUGAGUUGGUCAAUGUGAAAAGGCUGUCUGAAGCAGAUGCAUGGAAAAUGUUCCGGGAGAAAGUGGGUAGGAAUAUUAAUCUACCUGGUGUUGAACCACUUGCCCGUCUAGUGGUAACUGAAUGUGCUGGUUUACCCCUUCUGAUUGACAGAGUUGCAAGAUAUUUCAGAAAGAAGGGUAACAUUAAUCUCUGGAGGGAUGGAUUAAGAAGCUUGCGGAGAUGGCCUAAUGUCAAAGUCCAAGGCAUGGACGAAGUUCUUGAAUUUUUGAAAUUCUGUUAUGACGAGUUAGAUGAUGAAGGACAAAAGAUUUGUUUCCUUUAUGGCGCACUGUUUCCUGAGGAUUCUGACGUCUAUAUAGAUUAUUUAUUGGAGUGCUGGAGAGCAGAAGGCUUUCUUAGUGAUGCAAUUGAUUUUACCGAAGCUCGUGAUCGAGGGCAUGGCAUAUUGCAUGAUCUCAUUGAUGUUUCCUUGCUAGAAAGAAGUGAAAAAUUAAGCAUGUCAGAAUGAAUAAA